AUGCACUUCUCGUAUUCAGAACAACUUGCCCACAAAAUUGAAGGAUCCCGGAGUUUCACUAUUGAGAUUUCUAUUGGGACACAGGAUGUUGCUCGAGCACUUUGUGAUCUAGGUGCAAGUAUAAAUCUAAUGCCUUCGUCUAUCUUCCGAAAACUAGGUUUGGGAGUGCCCAGACCAACCACUAUAGUUCUUCAGCUGGCAGACAGAUCGUUAGUAAGACCCGAAGGCAUUAUUGAAGAUGUAUUGGUACAAGUAGGGUCGUUGAUAAUUCCUGCUGACUUUGUGAUAUUGGAUUUCGAGCCAGACCCGGAAGUCCCAUUUAUUUUGGGGCAUCCGUUCUUGGCUACAGGGAGAGCACUUAUUGAUGUAGCUGCUGGGGAGCUUACCAUGCGAGUACAUGAUAAAGUAGAGGUCUUUAAUGUAUACCAAGCUCUGAAGAUGCCUGCAAUCUAUGAGGAGCUGUCCGCCAUUACUGUUCUGAAUGAUGAUACACGAAGGCCACUCAUCGCUUCUCAUGAUCCUUUGAAGAGAGCCUUAGUGAGGGAUGAUAUUUUUUGUGACAUGGAGACGUUUGAGAUGGUGCAGAGUCUAGAUAUGGUGAGUAUUUAUAUUCGGGCAGGCGAGUUUGAGCACUUAGACAGGACAAUGGGAGUAACUCCGAAGUUAUCAAUUGAAGAGCCUCCGAAAUUGGAAUUGAAGCCCCUGCCCGCCCAUUUUAAAUAUGCAUUCUUAGGUGAGGGGGAUACCUUUCCAGUGAUAUUGGCAGCAGAGUUGACCACCGAAGAGGUUAAUAUUUGUCUCAAAGUAUUGAAGUCCCACAAAAGAGCAUCGGGGUGGCAGAUAUCUGAUAUUCAGGGAAUUAGCCCCGCGCUGUCCAUGCACAAGAUACUCAUGGAGGAUGAUCAUAAGCCUAGCGCACAACAUCAGCGGAGACUAAACCCUGUGAUGAAGGAGGUUGUCAAGAAAGAGGUAAUUAAGUGGUUAGAUUCAGGCAUUAUUUUUCCCAUUUCGGACAGUAAGUGGGUGAGCCCGAUGCAAUGCGUCCCGAAGAAAGGAGGGAUGACAGUUGUGACAAAUGACAAAAAUGAUCAUUCCUACUAUAACAUCACUGGAUGGAGAAUCUGCAUGGAUUAUCGCACGCUAAACGAGACAACCAGAAAGGAUCACUAUCCUAUUCCCUUCAUAGAUCAAAUGCUAGACAGGUUAGCCGGGCAAGAGUUUUAUUAUUUUCUAGACGGUUACUCUGGCUACAAUCAGAUAGCUAUUGCCCCGGAGGAUCAGGAGAAGACCGCGUUUACAUGCUCAUAUGGCACAUAUGCUUUCAAACGCAUGCCAUUUGGGUUGUGUAAUGCACCCGCGACUUUCCAAAGGUGUAUGAUGGCUAUUUUUUCAGAGAUGGUUGAGGACUUCGUACAAGUGUUCAUGGAUGAUUUUUCGGUAUUCGGGAACUCUUUUAAGGUUUGCUUGCAAAAUCUAGACCGAGUACUGGCAAGAUGUGAAGAAACUAACCUGGUCUUAAAUUGGGAAAAAUGUCACUUUAUGGUCCGAGAACGAAUAGUCCUUAGGCACAAGGUUUCAAAGAGAGGGAUGAAGGUUGAUCGUGCAAAAAUGGAGGUCAUUGAGAAGCUGCCACCCCCCAUAUCAGUCAAGGGUGUGCGCAGUUUCCUCGGGCAUGCAGGAUUUUACAGGCGCUUCAUAAAGGAUUUUUCAAAGAUCUCAAGUCCGAUGUGCAGAUUACUUGAAAAGGAUGUGAAAUUCUUAUUUGAUGAUGCAUGUAUUAAAGCCUUUGAAGGUCUACAGACGAGAUUGGUAACUGCACCAAUAAUCAUUGCACCUGACUGGAACUUUCCAUUCGAGUUAAUGUGUGAUGCAAGUGACAACGCUGUGGGGGCUGUGCUGGGACAGCAACGAGAGAAGGUUUUUCAUUCUAUCAACUAUGCUAGCAAGAUUUUAGACGCUGCCCAAUUGAAUUACACUGUGACAGAGAAGGAGCUGCUAGCUGUGGUUUAUGCGUUUGAUAAGUUUCGAUCCUAUCUUGUUGGAACACAUGUUAUUGUUUACACAGACCAUGCAGCUAUUCGCUACUUGUUCAGCAAGAAGGAUGCUAAACCCAGGUUGAUUCGGUGGAUUCUUCUGUUGCAAGAAUUUGAUAUUGAGAUUAAAGAUCGAAAGGGAGCGGAGAACCAACUAUUUGCAAUUCCUGUUGCCGAAGUCCCAUGGUAUGCUGAUAUUGUGAACUUGAUCGUAAGUGGGGUGUACCCACCUGAAGCCACUUCACAGCAGAGAAAGAAGUUAUAUCAUGACUCACGGUUUUACAUAUGGGAUGAGUCGUAUUUGUUUAAGCAAGGAACUGAUCAGCUAGUGAGGAGAUGCAUUCCACAGACUGAGGUGGGUCAAGUGUUGGAGAGUUGUCAUUCUUCCCCAUACGGGGGACACUUUCAAGGUGAUCGUACUACGGCUAAGGUAUUACAAUCUGGCUUCUAUUGGCCUACCCUCUUCAAAGAUGCCCAUGCAUUUGCUAGAAGUUGUGAUUGA
Lycium barbarum (goji berry) is the source of this 2535-nucleotide messenger RNA. RefSeq lists its product as uncharacterized. The transcript is spliced from 2 exons. NCBI's taxonomy places the organism in Eukaryota, Viridiplantae, Streptophyta, Magnoliopsida, Solanales, Solanaceae. The coding region runs from base 1 to 2535 and encodes 844 amino acids. The record is from RefSeq and is a predicted model, not a curated record.